AUGUUAUCAAAGAAGCUUGGAAGCCAAAAAAUAAACCCUGCCCUAGUGGAAUCUUGGCCCUCGGUCUUUUCAGGGCUUGAAAUUAUUGCUAAUCACAUCACAUUUAGCCACAGAGAUGGUGGUGGAUCUCCUUCCCUUUUGGAUCUUCUGGUCAGUCUGGGAAGAAACCAUCAUGCAACAUUGGCCUUGGCAGAUCUCAAUGCAGAGCUUGAUUAUUCACCUGGAGCAAUGGUCUAUAUUGUGCUGGAGCACUUUGUUGGUCCUUGGGGUAAUGGAGAAUGGGCUUCAGCCUCAGCUUGUGCACUGCGCCCCUUACUCGAGUAUUAUCCCUUAUUUCAGGAAGGCAAGACUAAUGCAUCCGAGAGUUGGGUGGGUAGCAUAGCAGAUCCGGAUGACUUCUGGAUGCAGGAUAAGUAUUGUAAGGCUAAUCCGGAGAAGUCCAGACUAGAAACUAGUGGUAGUGACUGUCGUAGACAGAGGUGGAUGCGGUUAGACUAUAGGAAUCAAUCCUAA
Molecule: messenger RNA, 513 nt
Organism: Suillus subaureus
Lineage: Eukaryota; Fungi; Basidiomycota; Agaricomycetes; Boletales; Suillaceae
Exons: 2
Coding region: 1-513 (170 amino acids)
Source: RefSeq, a predicted model, not a curated record